UCCCCAACAUCUCUCUCCCUUUCUCACUUCACCAAUUCACGCUCACGUUCACAUUGCAAAAAACAAAGGAACGAACCCCAAAAAACAGCCGGAACCGGAACGUAGCCGGCGACGUUCGAUCCGAAUCCGAAACCGAGGAGUCGGGGAGCCAUGGGGAUCGUGGAGGAGGCGCACAACGUGAAGGUCCUGGGGUCGGGGGAGCGGACGAUCGUGCUGGCGCACGGGUUCGGGACGGACCAGUCGGUGUGGAAGCACCUGGUGCCGCACCUGGUGGACUCGUACCGGGUGGUGGUCUACGACAACAUGGGGGCGGGCACCACCAACCCGGACUACUUCGACUUCGAGCGGUACACCACCCUGGAGGGCUACGCCUACGACCUCCUCGCCAUCCUGGAGGAGCUCCUCAUCGACACCUGCGUCUUCGUCGGCCACUCCGUCUCCGCCAUGGUCGGCGCCAUCGCCUCCAUCAGCCGCCCCGACCUCUUCACCAAGAUCGUCAUGCUCUCCGGCUCCCCCAGGUACGUGAAUGACCCGGAGUACUUUGGAGGGUUCGAGCAGGAGGACCUGGACCAGCUCUUCGAGGCGAUGCGCGAGAACUACAAGGCGUGGUGCUCCGGCUUCGCGCCCCUGGCUGUCGGCGGCGACAUGGACUCGGUGGCGGUCCAGGAGUUCAGCCGCACGCUCUUCAACAUGAGGCCCGACAUCGCCCUCAGUGUCGCCCAGACCAUCUUCAACAGCGACAUGCGCUCCAUCCUCGGCCUCGUCACCGUCCCGUGCCACAUCGUCCAGAGCAUGAAGGACCUCGCUGUCCCCGUCGUCGUCUCUGAGUACCUGCACCAGCACCUCGGCGGCGACUCCAUAGUGGAGGUCAUGCAAUCCGACGGCCACCUGCCCCAGCUCAGCUCCCCCGACACCGUCAUCCCCGUCGUCCUCCGCCACAUCCACUACGACAUUGCUACCUAACAGUGCAUAAAGUCCCUCUAUCUCACAACGGUGACUAGUUCUAUGUAGGGUAUAGGAGAACGACGCGUGUCACUGUUCGAUAAGCAUGUCCAAACGUACAUUCUAGAGAUAAGUGUCCAGAUCCUAUAUGCACGACACAAGUCGGGACAUGUUAAGGGGAUGGAGGAUCCGCCUUCCUCGAUUAUCGGGGAUGCUUUUAGCAGGUUAUUAUCUAUCCUUAGUUUCAUUAGCUUUGGUCUUCGUUGUGCAAGUGUAAAUUGCAGUGUUGCCCCCGUGAUUCUAUGUCAUGUGGACUAGAAUAAGAGCUGUAGUUAAGUUUCGUUUGUGUGA
Syzygium oleosum is the source of this 1293-nucleotide messenger RNA. Its product is annotated as probable esterase KAI2. The record is from RefSeq and is a predicted model, not a curated record. Gene Ontology annotation, biological process: response to karrikin. The coding region runs from base 151 to 963 and encodes 270 amino acids. The transcript has 2 exons. NCBI's taxonomy places the organism in Eukaryota, Viridiplantae, Streptophyta, Magnoliopsida, Myrtales, Myrtaceae.